This is a messenger RNA of Polistes dominula (European paper wasp), 3961 nucleotides long. It is a transcript of the gene SCaMC, whose product is annotated as Short Calcium-binding Mitochondrial Carrier. Gene Ontology annotation, biological process: transmembrane transport. NCBI's taxonomy places the organism in Eukaryota, Metazoa, Arthropoda, Insecta, Hymenoptera, Vespidae. The record is from RefSeq and is a predicted model, not a curated record. Gene Ontology annotation, molecular function: calcium ion binding.
GGUGUGACUACUGAUUGGCCGCAUCAUCGGCAAGUGGCGCUAAAACCGUUGCUCAGAAUUGUUCGAUCGACGCCACGAUUAUUAAACCAAACCAGCAAGAUCUUUUACAAAAAGAUGUUUUUUGAGAAGAAAAAGCGACAAAUAAGAGGAAUUAGGCGUGAAGAGUAUUCUGCACAGUGAAGAGAAAAACGUUCGAAAGGUUUUAUACAUCCUUUCUCUCUCUCUCUCUUUCUCUCCCCCUCUGUCCCUCCCUCCCAACGUCGAUCGUUUUUACAGGAAGCAAAGAAAGAAAGGGGGAAGGCAAGGCAAGGGUAGGGAAGCAAGGCAAGGCACCGGUCGUCGCAGUGCGGCGGAUAUAUCACGCGAGUCGUGACAAAUCGGAGAAUCGUUUCUCGAGUAAUACUACUAACAGAAAUGGCAGAGGAAGAGGGUGCGUCCUAACUGUGAUUUUUUGUGUGCGGCUGAUUCUGCAUGCGAUGCCCCGAUUAAUAAACGACCAAGACUAUACUAACAUCGAGUACACUAGUACAUACAAGGGUAUUGUCAUAUUUGUCGAUAACACGAGAAAACAUUAAUGCGUUUGUGCAUUUUCACCUUUGAACUAUUUUAUUAUUGGAAAAAUCUAACAAACGUUUUCGACGCGAACAAAGUUCGUGCGAGAAACGUAAUCAUAGUAUAAAUGUUGUAUGAAUAAUCGCGUAAGCGGAAAAAUGCCCGCAUCUCGUGGAGGCAUGGUGCAUGGUGUUAUGCCACCGCACUACCUCCACGAGUUGCCGGCACAAGACGAGGAACGGCUCGAAAACAUAUUCAAAAAGCUCGAUCUCGAUGGAAACGGCAGAAUCGACGUGCACGACCUUUCAAAAGCGCUUCACGAGGUCGGUGUCCACCAGCGGUACGCUGAGAAAUUCCUUGCCAGAUCGGAUAGCACAAAAAGCGGUGACAUCAGUUUGGCAGAAUUUAUACAUUAUGUUCGUGAGCACGAAAAAAAUCUUCGUCUUCAAUUUUCUGAUCUCGACAAAAAUAGAGACGGCAAGAUCGAUCUUGAAGAGUUGAUAAGAGCAUUUAAGGACUUAGGCAUAGAAAUGGAACGUGGCGAGGCAACCAAGUUGCUACAACGAAUGGACAAAGAUGGAAGCCUCAAUAUAAGUUUCAACGAGUGGCGAGAUUUCCUCUUGUAUGCACCAAGCACCAAUAUCCAUGAACUUAUACAAUAUUGGCGACAUUCUACCUACAUGGAUAUCGGAGAGGAUAUGGGAGUUCCAGACGAUUUUACGAACAGUGAAAUGGUCUCAGGAAUGUGGUGGCGACAUUUAUUAGCUGGCGGUAUCGCUGGUGGAGUUUCACGAACAUGCACAGCACCUUUGGAUAGGAUUAAAGUUUACCUCCAAGUCCAUGGAACACGGCAUUGUAACAUUACCAGUUGCUUCAGGUACAUGUUACGCGAAGGUGGCAUUAUAAGCUUGUGGAGAGGAAACGGUAUAAACGUACUUAAAAUAGGACCAGAGACUGCCCUAAAGUUCAUGGCCUACGAACAAGUAAAGAGAGCUAUCAAAGGCAAUGACACUAGAGAACUUGGACUCUAUGAGAGAUUCGUGGCUGGAUCUAUGGCCGGUGGUAUUAGUCAGUCUGCUAUAUAUCCUCUCGAGGUACUCAAAACGAGACUGGCCCUUCGUAAAACGGGUGAGUUCUCGAGUAUAAUCGAUGCAGCGAAUAAGAUAUACAAGCAAGGUGGUUGGAAAUCUUUUUAUAGAGGUUACAUUCCCAAUUUAAUUGGAAUUCUUCCUUACGCUGGAAUUGAUUUAGCUGUAUACGAAACACUGAAAAAUAGUUAUUUACGAACGCAUAAGAAAAACGAGCAACCAGCUUUUUGGGUGCUUUUGUUGUGUGGUACAGCUUCCAGCACUGCAGGUCAAGUAUGCUCGUAUCCAUUAGCUCUAGUCAGAACUAAAUUGCAAGCCGAAAUAUCAACGGGAACUGAUUCAAAUACCAUGAUCGGAGUUUUCAAAGAUAUUCUUAAGAGAGAAGGUAUUCGCGGUUUGUAUCGAGGAAUAACUCCGAAUUUUCUUAAGGUUGCUCCGGCUGUAUCGAUUAGUUAUGUAGUAUACGAGCAUUUCAGACAGGCACUUGGUGUUAACAUGACGUGAUAAAUAUACACAUUAGGAGAUAUUAAUUUAAUUAAAUUAUUCCCUAAUUAUAAUCGUGUAAGAGAUAUUUCGGUAAAAGUUCGAAUGACCAUCGGAUUUGCACCUUGUGUAAUUUACCGUUACCAGUCUCUCUAUCUAUUUAUCUAUCUAUUUCUCUCUCUCUCUCUCUCUCUCUCGCUCAUUUUCACUUACAUUGCUUAUUUAUUAAAAACUCGAAGCUUCUCCGUCAUGCAGGUUAUAUUCAACAAUUAUUGAAAACAAGGAAAAGGAAAAUGAAACGUUAGUCAAACGUACAAUUAUCGAAUAAGGAUAUAAAAAGCUGACGGAAAUGAUAGAAAAAACAAAAACAAAAGAAAGAAAAAAAACAGAAAAAAUAUAGUUGACAAUACAAGUGAAAUUGCUGUAGGGAGUGGUGCAUUUGUAAGACGUUAUUUAUCUUAAAACAAAGAAGCAAGUCAAAUACUUUGUUUUAUCUUAUAGUAAAUUUGCUUUUUUCAUGAAAAACCUUAAAAAAAAAAAAGAAAUAUCUAUAUUCAUAUAGUUCGCCGACUUUCAUUGAAAAAGAAAAAAAAAAGAAGAAACCAACAGUACAAAUUAUUCUGUUUGUGUUAAAAAGUAUUAGUAUGAUGUAUAAUAAUUAAUUGACUUUUUAUGUUUUGGACAAAUUUAUUAUAUUUCAUUAUUUUAAACAUCUACAAAUGUUGACAGUCAGUAUUGAUACUAUAAAAAGUCAGUUCCUUUUAUGUACAUGUUUAUUUCUAUUGGUUUUCUUUCAUUUCCUUUCAUUUCCUUUAUUGUGCUAUUAAUAAUCUCCCUUGAAAUAAAAUAUUAUCAAAACUUUUUUUUUUUUUAAAGUACAUUUAAACGUUACACGAGAGAUGAUUCUGUGGUUAAUAAAAGAAUCCAAUUAUGUUAAUAAUAUUAAUUAUAUGCUGUGAUAAAUAUGAUUAUAAGCUGUGUUUAUGAUUCAACGUAUAACAAGAUUAUGAAUUAGAGAAAAAUCUCAAAUAUGUGAACGUUGUUGAGUUAAGUAGAAAUUAUUCAUGAUGUAUUAUUAUGUCUUACAUUGAAUCAUAUAGAACAAAAAAUAUGUCUCAGUUUGUACUAGUGUAUUGAUUUAUUCGUCGAGCUUAGUGCUCCUCUUUAUUUAUAAUUUCAAAUGCAACACACACAUUUGUUCCAACAUUUCAUUCCCUAAUUAAUAAUUUUUCAAAAACAAGCUGUGUAUAUUAUAUGUAUUAUAAGCGUGUACAAUUAAAUAUUAUAUGAAAGUGCAGAAAAUGUUCUUCUACAUUAGAGGGGCGUCUGAAAAAAAAAGGAUAUUUUAAAGACAGCUCAACAAAUUUGUUCUUCCUAUACUUGAUAUUCAUAUCUUCAGUUACUUCAGUCGUCGCCUUAGUUUCCUUGUUUUCCGCCUGUUUAUUUUAUCCUUCGGUAAUUACUCAUGGAAAACGAGAAUUAGGGAGGAGAGUUUUAAUAAGACUGACUGAAAGGAAGUUAGAGCUCGUCGGUUUACUGUUGGUGAGAGCAUCUAUAUAUGUUUUUAUAUUUCUGCUUGUUUGUUCAUUUGAACGUGGAAAAUAAUUGAAAAACAAUGAUUAAAAUCUCGAGGCAUGACACAGCGAGUUUUGCGUAAAUACCUAAAUAAAAAAAAUCAAUGUUAGUCUUAUGUACGAAAAAUAAUGUAAACAGAAAAAAAAUGUGCUUCAAUUUAUUAGGCUGCUUUAGUUUGAAUACAGGCUGUAGCAUUUACACAGUGCAAACACUUUAUACGUGUGAAUAUUGUUAUCUUUAAAUAAUAAUGUAAUUAUUGCAUA